Gadus chalcogrammus (walleye pollock) is the source of this 1026-nucleotide messenger RNA. RefSeq names its product SRY-box transcription factor 32 (gene sox32). Gene Ontology annotation, biological process: cell differentiation; regulation of DNA-templated transcription; anatomical structure morphogenesis. Bases 1 to 1026 code for a protein of 341 amino acids. The transcript is spliced from 2 exons. Gene Ontology annotation, molecular function: DNA-binding transcription factor activity, RNA polymerase II-specific; RNA polymerase II cis-regulatory region sequence-specific DNA binding. The record is from RefSeq and is a predicted model, not a curated record. Lineage: Eukaryota; Metazoa; Chordata; Actinopteri; Gadiformes; Gadidae.
AUGCAUUACCCCGACACGUACGACCUUUGCGCCAAGAACAAGAGCAUGACGUUUGAGGUGCGGCCUGCCGACCCCGAACCGAUGCUGGAGAUGCAGUCUCCGAGCUCCGGGCCCUGCAGCCCGCUGUCGGAGCACUCGGACACAAGCUGCUCCAGCCCGGACGUCAAGAGGUGUUCCGCCGCGGCGCUGGCGGCGCAGCAGAGGGUGCGGAGGCCGCUGAACGCCUUCAUCAUCUGGACCAAAGAGGAGCGCAGGCGCCUGGCGCAGCUCAACCCCGACCUGGAGAACACGGACCUCAGCAAAAUGCUCGGCCGCUCGUGGAAGGCCAUGUCUCUGGCGGAGAAGCGGCCCUACAUGCAGGAGGCGGAGCGGCUGCGCGUGCAGCACACCGUCGACCACCCCACCUACAAGUACCGCCCCCGCCGCCGCAAGCAGGUCAAGAAGACCCCCAAGGCGCCCUCCCCUGAGGCCCAGCCCCUCCCCGCCUCCUGCUACCCCGCCGGGCCCUACGACCUGAGCUACACCCGGCUGCCCCCCCCGCACCACCCGCACCACCCGCACCACCCGCACCACCCGCACCACCCGCAGACGACCCCCGGCCCCUCCUACGCUCACCCGGCCGGCUACCCUGCCCCCGACGCCCGCCCGACCCCGCCGCAGUACCCCAGCGCGGCCGACUGCUUCUCCUACAACAAGCCCCCCGGGCACCAGCGGCCCGCCCCCUACCCGGCCGACGGCCACGUGUACGGUCACCACGGCGACCCCGCCCAGCGCUACGAGCGCCCCGCGGCUCCGGGCGAGGAGGAGCAGUACUGGCUGUACCACGGGCAGCUGUACCCCGCCCUGCCCUGCAUGGAGCAGUACCUGGAGCAGGUGCAGCUGGACAUGCUGUACGACCUGGACCGCAGCGAGUUCGAGCAGUACCUGGGGCCCGGCCAGGGCCACGCCACAGAGACCGCCGACCCCUGUGGCUACCUGGAGCACCAGCACAGCGGGGGCUACAGAGAGGAGCGCUCCCUGUCAUGA